Seriola dumerili (greater amberjack) is the source of this 4057-nucleotide messenger RNA. It is a transcript of the gene leprotl1, whose product is annotated as leptin receptor overlapping transcript-like 1. Gene Ontology annotation, biological process: negative regulation of growth hormone receptor signaling pathway; late endosome to vacuole transport via multivesicular body sorting pathway. The transcript has 4 exons. The record is from RefSeq and is a predicted model, not a curated record. The coding region runs from base 77 to 472 and encodes 131 amino acids. Gene Ontology annotation, cellular component: endosome. Lineage: Eukaryota; Metazoa; Chordata; Actinopteri; Carangiformes; Carangidae.
GAGUCGGACUCUGAGCCGGGGAGGGGGCACUGUUGUCAUUCACCAAGGCUGUGUGUCAAGCUUUUGUCCAGGAGAAAUGGCUGGGAUUAAAGCUCUCAUCAGCUUGUCCUUUGGAGGGGCCAUUGGCCUCAUGUUCCUCAUGCUAGGAUGUGCCCUCCCUGUGUAUGACAAAUACUGGCCUUUGUUCCUCCUCUUCUUCUACAUCCUCUCUCCCAUCCCUUACUGCAUCUCGCGGAGGGUGGUUGACGACACAGACUCGGCCAGUAACGCCUGCAAAGAGCUGGCCAUCUUCCUCACGACGGGCAUAGUCAUUUCAGCCUUCGGCCUGCCCAUUGUCUUCGCAAGAGCUGAAGUUAUCGCCUGGGGGGCGUGUGCGCUUGUGCUAACGGGUAACGUAGUCAUCUUCGGGACCAUCCUGGGCUUCUUCCUCGUCUUCGGAUCCAACGACGACUUCAGUUGGCAGCAGUGGUAAAACAGCAGAGGUGGGAGUGGGAGACCUUAGUCUGAACUGUUUUUAUUAGCAUUAUUAUUAUGGUAUUAUUGUUUGGUUCUUGUUGUUGUUAUUUAUAUGAUGACCGCCCAUCAAUAGACUCACACCAAACCCGUGCAAUACUUUGUUUUUCUUUUCUUUUUUUACCGCCUGCAUUGUACUGAACUGACACUAGUGGGAUGGAAAAUGCUGACUUUCAGUUGGAUUUUUUCCUCAUUUGAAGUUUUGCUCUCUGACUUCUGUGUUUGUGAGUUUUCUCCAUCCGUGUGUCCGCUUUCAUUUCAAGCGUUGUAACCCAGGCGAUGGUGAACAACUGCUUGUGUUAUCUGUGAAAAUAUGUUGAAAAAAAAAAAUCCAAUUGAAUGUCUAAGAAGAUUUAAUCUGACCAAAAGGACACGGUCAAGGUUGUCUGGCCUCCUUUUUUUCCAGUUACUCUGAGAAUGCUGUGAAGAAGCUUUUUCUAUUUGAGCGAGUUGAGAGUAAAUCAACAGAAAACUGAUGGAAGAUCUGCACAGUAUGAGCUCAGAUUUCACCACCUCUUAUGACAAAGCUCCAUUUUCAUUUCAAUUGAUUUGAAACUGUUCUCACAUUAAAGGGUAAGAAAUUCAGCUGAUAGAGUGCAGAUGUUGUUGUCAGCUUUUUCGUUAAUGUAAAACUAAACUAGAAAUGUAAUCACUAAGCUGUGAAACAAAUCUAGAUGAUCAGUGUGUUUGUGAAAGAACUGGGCUGUUACUGCCACCAUCCUUACACACCUUUCAAACCCUUUUAAUGUGUAAAUGUGAUUUAAAUCAGCUGUCUCUCCAGCUGUGGGAUCUGUCUUUCUGUUUCUCAUCACACAAAAUAAGGAGGUCAUUUUCAGAAGUGUUUGUUUCCUCCCUCAACUCAAGAGGAUUCAUUCGAACACCUUGACCACCACCGCAGAGAUCAAAUUAAACUGACUCUGUGAUUUCCCAGGUGCCAACUGGAUGCAGGCUGCUUAUUCACCAUUUUGUUUAGCAUCUGAUAGCUCUUACCUCACUGUACGUAUGGGUUAGGCUCGCCUCGUCAGGUCAAGAAAGCAUGAAAAGCCUGUAGUAGCCGGCAGCUAGCGUAGGAUUAGCUUGAGGACAGCAGCCAAGCUACAGUAAGACCUGGGCUACUUAUAAACAACGCCUGGUCAGUCACUAACAGCCGUUAAGCUUUUAAAUGUGACUGCUUUGUUCUGACUCCUUCAAUGUAAAAGAAUCCAGACACUAUGCUUGGUGUUAAUUAAGCACAUUGGGUCCAAAUUUGGUACACACACACACACACACACACACACACACACACACACACACGCUGUCGCAUUUCCUCACACCAGCAUUUCCAGGAUAAAAACACAAGUUAUGUUUUAUGAUUUCUUUUUCUUUUAAUGUUGACGUUUUUCUUUGUUUUCCAGCCUGUGUGAAGGAAAUGUUUAUGUUGGUCAUUGUAAUCUGUUACAGCUCUGGGAUCAGCAGUCUGUUAUGUUUAACUGCAUUAGCUGUAGCUAAACAAGGAGUUAAGCAUCUGCUGCCUCGUUUAAGCACUGGUGUGUUGGAUGGAGAGUGGAGUGUCGAACAUUUCCUGUUACAUGUUGAUUUUGUUGUUAUUUUUUCCUGUGGAUGGCGCUGUUUGAAAAUGUGCUCUCUGGAAGAUAAAAGUUAGAAUUUCUUUUUUCUUGAAUUAUGUUUUUACAUUUAAUUUUGUCCCAUCAUUUCAAGAGUAAAAGGUUUUAGUCAUUUAGGGCUGCAGCUAAUGAUUACGUUCAUCAUUGACUAAUCUGCCAGUUAUUUCUUUUUCGAUUUAUUGAUUGAUCAUGUGGUCCAUAAAAUAUCAGAAACAUCAGUCCAGCCCCCAAAAUGUUUAAGUUAGGACCAAGAAAAGCAGCCAAUUGUCCCAUGGAAAAUGGAAGUCAAAUUUUUGAAAAUGUUGCUUGAAAAAAGUCUUAAAUUAUUAAUUUUUUUUGAUCAGUUCAGUGACUAAUUAUUGUAGCUUUAUAGUCAUUAUGUAUUUGCCUUGAAGGUAUUUUCUACCAUGGAUUUCCAUACACAGCAGAUUUCCAAUGGAAGUUAUGUAUUGUGAAAAAGGCAAACUCUGAAGCUCAUAGUAUUCACACAUUUUGUCCCACACUAACAGUAACAUUUUUAUUUUCAACCCCUUUUUUAUUGAUAUUAAAACCAAACAUGCGUUUAAUAAAUCUUGCUUGAAAGGAAUAUUUCACCAGUUUGGUAAAUACAGUAGCUGAGAGGUAGAUGUCUACACAUUACAUAUGGAGCUAGAGCGAGAAGGCGAUUAGCUUACAUUAGCAUAAACACACAAACAGGGGGAAACAUCUAGCCUGGCUCUGUCAGUUUGUCAGUAUUCCUACCAACACCUCUAAAGUUCACUAAUUAACAAUAUUUAUCUCAUUUGUUGAAUACGGACACAGACCGAAAUGUAAAAACAGCAUUUUGUGGUUUAACGGGAGUUAAAUACUUUAACUAUAAAGUUCUGGAUAAACUGUUGUUUUUCAAGAAGUUAAAACACAUAACUCCUUCUAAAACAACAAACUCUAUAUUUCUGUUUGUGUAUGUUUUAAAUGAAGUUACUUGUUAAAUGGUGGCGUUUAGAGAUGUUGGUAGAUGUUUUUUUUUUUUUACUUCGAAGUGAGUAAGACUUUUAGUUUUUCCCUGCUACCAGUCUUUAUGCUAAGCUAAUCGCCUCCUGGCUCCAGCACCAACAUCUGUCUUCUCAUCUAACUCUCAGAAAAAGGCAAAAACGAAUUAACGUUUUUGCCAAAAUCUCAUACUAUUCCUUUCAAGUGAACUUUAACAAAAAAGUGCACGACUAAUGUCCAACACAAAUGUUACAGUAUUUCCUGCAUAAAUUAGAAAGUCUUUCAAAAGGAGAAAAGCUAUAGAAAUCUGAUGAAGGAACCCGUGGUUCAGAAUAUGAACGGACAACGCUACAAACUGGCUUCAACACUCCACCUGUACCUGACUCUUCCAGAGAUCACAACCUCAGUGAAGGCACUGAUUGUAUUAAAAGCACCACAGUGAUGGCUGCUUUUCACUUUCUGUUGAAAACAUAUGUAAAAAGAAAACAAAAAAAUACCUAAUGUUGAAAACUACUGACAUGAUCUGUGCAUGUUAUUAUGUGACACCACUUUGAAUCUAAAGAAAAUGCUUUUAACAGUGGAUUUGCCCUCUGGUGGUCGUCGGAAGGCCUGACUGUGGUUUGACGAGCAGGGUGACUCCACAUUGUGUUCCUGAGGCGUGAACGUCUGUAUGGAUUUUCAGCUAAAUUUGUCAAAAUUUCUCUUGACUUUCUGUUUUCUGCUGUUAACUCCCUGAUGUGACAGAGCCUGGUGUGUAGCUGUGGGAUGGGUACCUCUCUGUUUCUGUUUUAAGACGUAUGUUACAUUUUGUUUUUUGGAGGAGGAGGAGGAGGGGGAUGAUAUUGUAUUUAUUUAUUUUAUGUGACGGUUGGUGUCAAUGUCCAACGCCAUUUUCUAUCUACAACUUUGUGUUAACGAGGCAGAAGUCAGCAUCGUGGGUUUUCUUUUUUUAAAUAAACGCCAUUUUUGAA